AUGUCUCCAACCUACUCGCCACUCCUCGAGGCUCAGCGCAUCUUGCAAUACUUGUGUCAGCAGGCGGGGACCCUGGGCUUGCCAGAGAGCAUCCAAGAUGUUGCCGCUCAAGUGAAAUUUGUGUCGGAUUAUGACCAUGUUUACUUCCCUAUUCCAUUCAAGGAGACUGAAACAGCUGCAGCAUUGAAGGCAGUGGAGGGGAGCGUGGCGUGCCUGCUGGCCGACCUGAAAUAUGGCAAACAAGAGCGCACGCUGAGUGUGAGUCUCGAAAAGACCACGAAUUUCCUGUUCCAGGCAUACCUGGCCACCGUCGAUGGGCUGGGCAAGUUAGACCCAGCCAUCAAGUCGAAGCUGAAAGAUACCGACUAUUUGCGUGCGCAAUCGGAUCCGUACAGACGCAUGUCGGCCAACUUGUACGAAACUAAACGCGCAGGCGAAUACUACCAUAUACAUGGAUCACUUGAAGCAAGUACGACCUUGAAUAUGUUGGGCCUUGAAAGCUUUCGACCAGAUCUCAACGAGCACAGUAAAAUCGUCUCGGUCAUCGAACCAGCCGUUCAGAAAUUCACCAUUGAAGAGUUGGAGGAAAUGAACGCUCGCAACAAACAAGCAGGUGUUCCUGCGCUCCGGCACGAAGAAUUUUUGAAAACUCCCCAUGGCGCCUCGUCUGUGGAUGCUCCUACAUGGACAGUGACUUCUCUGGAAACGAGCACCCCUCCAGUACUUCUGCCUCCUUCCUCAUCCAGCUCUCCCAGGAUAUUGGAAGGCAUCAAGGUUCUUGAGCUAUGUCGGAUCAUUGCAGGUCCAACCAUCGGCCGGAUCUUGGCAGAAUAUGGCGCCAAUGUUCUAAAGGUCACUGGGCCUGGACUGAGCGACGUCCCUUUUUUCCAAGUUGAUGGAAAUAUGGGUAAACACGCUACAGAAAUCGAUCUCAAAAGCGUUCAAGGCAAGGAGAUCUUUGAGCGGUUACUCGAAGAUGUUGAUAUCGUCCUGGACGGAUAUCGCCCUGGGGCACUGGAUAAACUGGGAUACAGCGCAAGAGCAUUGGCCAAAAUUGCUGAAAAGAGAGGGAAAGGAGUGAUCUACGUGAACGAGAACUGUUUUGGUUAUACCGGAGAGUGGGCCAACCGGCCUGGAUGGCAGCAAAUUGCAGAUUGUGUGAGCGGACUCGCGUGGGCCCAGGGACGCUUCAUGGGUGUGGAGGAGCCUACAGUUCCACCUUUCCCGAUUUCCGAUUACGGGACUGGGUGUAUAGGGGCGAUAGCGGCUCUCACCGGACUCUACAACCGUGCAACAAAAGGGGGGUCCUGGCACGGCAAGGCAUCACUGUUGCAGUAUGACCUUCUUCUCUUCAAAGCCGGACAGUACUCCGAAGAGGUCCAGGACCAGCUUCGAGCACAAUGUAGCACGGCUUUCCUAUCGAUGCGUCACAAUCAUAGUGUGGAUGACAUCUCCAGGUCCGCGUUGGCCAUGCUGCAAAAGGACCAUCCAGAACUGUUUCAAGAUUCGAAUUUCGAGACCUGGUACUCAAAAGGCUACGGUGCAAAUGUGCGUGUUGUCAAGCCUGUUGUGGACAUUUCGGGCAUCGGAAUUGGCUUCCAGAGGGGAAGCAGACCAAAUGGAACAGACAAGGCUAGCUGGGACUUUUCAAAUGAUGGUGAUUCUCGAAGGUAG
This is a messenger RNA of Hyaloscypha bicolor E, 1674 nucleotides long. RefSeq names its product CoA-transferase family III. Gene Ontology annotation, molecular function: catalytic activity. The record is from RefSeq and is a predicted model, not a curated record. Bases 1 to 1674 code for a protein of 557 amino acids. The transcript has 3 exons. NCBI's taxonomy places the organism in Eukaryota, Fungi, Ascomycota, Leotiomycetes, Helotiales, Hyaloscyphaceae.